Gordionus sp. m RMFG-2023 is the source of this 1179-nucleotide messenger RNA. RefSeq names its product craniofacial development protein 2-like. NCBI's taxonomy places the organism in Eukaryota, Metazoa, Nematomorpha, Gordioida, Chordodea, Parachordodidae. The transcript has a single exon. Gene Ontology annotation, molecular function: double-stranded DNA 3'-5' DNA exonuclease activity; phosphoric diester hydrolase activity; DNA-(apurinic or apyrimidinic site) endonuclease activity. The record is from RefSeq and is a predicted model, not a curated record. The coding region runs from base 1 to 1179 and encodes 392 amino acids. Gene Ontology annotation, cellular component: nucleus. Gene Ontology annotation, biological process: base-excision repair.
AUGAACAAUUUUUCUGGUUCUCUAAGAAUUAUAUCCCUAAAUGCUAGAUCCCUAAAUAAUAAUAAAUUUGCCCAACUAAGAAUAAUAUUAGAUACCCUAGCGGUUGACAUUGCUUGUAUACAAGAAACACAUUGGAUUGAUACUUGUAAAAUUAAUUGCAAAGGUUACCUACUCUUUAACUCGGGCGAAACUGAAAAAAACUGGUGUGGAGUUUGUAUAUUGAUCAAAAAGAAUCUAUCGGGCUACAUCUCAAAAUUCGAUGGCGUAAAUAGUAGGGUAUGUAGCAUAAAAGUAAAUAUGAGAUGUAAAACCUUAAAUAUUGUAAAUAUUUAUAUACCAGUGAACUAUACUGAAAAACAACCAUUCUUCAUUUUUCUUGACGAAUAUCUAAAUAAAUUUCCGAAACGCGAAAACUUACUAAUUGCUGGGGAUUUUAAUGCGAAAGUAGAAAAAAUUGAUAUAAAGAAUCAUAUUUCCCUUGGUUCAGGAACACUAAAUAUUAAAUCCGAUAUUGGAGGAAAACUACUAUUAAAACUCUGUCAUAAGUUAGAUCUUCGAAUAGCUAAUACUUUCUUCGAACAUUCGGAUAAAAGAGAGAUAUACACAUAUUUUAGCCAAACAUACAAUACUUGGUCUCAAAUAGACUAUUUUAUUUGUAAUAGGUCGACUAUGAGUUGGAUAAAAAAUAUUAAAGUUCUUCAUCAGGUUUUAUUUAACUCUGACCAUAAAAUUAUAGAUUGCUCUAUUGUAAUAGACCCGAAGAUAUGGCAUAUGAGGAAGAAAAGAAACGGAAAGUCACUUUCGAAACGUCCCAAAUUAGAUAUCGAGGCUUUAAAUGAUCACAAUAUCAAAACAGAAUAUAUAAAACAAAUCAGAAAUAAUUCUCAUAAAUUUAUCGAUCAAACUAACAACUUAUCCUCGGACACACUAUGGGAAAAUACCCGUGACAUUUUCAACAAUGCGGCAUCAAAUUCCUUACCAGCCAAGAUGAAUUAUCCGGACUGGAUCUCAAUAGAAUCAAAAAAUCUUAUUUCAAAUCUAGUGGGGAGUGGUCAUUAUAGGAGAAACAGAGCCAUGUAUAUCCUAAACGAUAUAAGUCAUAAACUCAGAAGAGAUAAGAGGAAAUUCCUUGAGGAUCGUGCCACUGAGAUAAGUAAUUCGUUCAGUGCAAAUGAUUAA